This is a messenger RNA of Rhagoletis zephyria (snowberry fruit fly), 2678 nucleotides long. RefSeq names its product Odorant receptor 49b (gene Or49b). Gene Ontology annotation, molecular function: olfactory receptor activity; odorant binding. The record is from RefSeq and is a predicted model, not a curated record. Lineage: Eukaryota; Metazoa; Arthropoda; Insecta; Diptera; Tephritidae. Gene Ontology annotation, biological process: detection of chemical stimulus involved in sensory perception of smell; sensory perception of smell. Gene Ontology annotation, cellular component: plasma membrane.
AGUCAGCCCCGUAUUUGUACAGGCAAGAAGUAUGUAUAUAAGAAAUAAAAUGAACUUUUCGUUUCCCAUUAGCAAUUGAAUGUUACGUGAAAUAAAGACACCGGCAUUAUUGUGUUCAUUGAGUACUCAUCUAUUUUCUGUUUUUCAAAUUGAUUGCUUAUUAUUUUUCCGUGCUACGUAUGCAACUUUUAAGUGCAAUGCAUUGUGGAUAAUUGGACUCAUGUUUCAACUUAUUUGUGUGAAUUCGAAAUUAUCCUUACAAGGUCGAUUGCUCAUUUGUAAUUACAAACAUAUGUAUGUACAUACAUAUGUACAUAAAUACUUAAAACAGCAUGUUUACCAAUUUUUGUAUAAAAAUGAAAAAAAGCCCACCGCGGCAACAGUUCAAAUGUUGAUUCGCGUUAGUUCAUCGUUUGGUCGAGAAAAGAGUGACGGUAUGUUUGACGAUCUGCAAAUGAUCUAUAUGAGUGUACGCAUUCUGCGCUUCUGGUCACUGAUUUACGAACACACCUGGCGCCGUUAUGUUUGCUUAUCGAUGACAACGUUUUUAGUUUUCACUCAACUCUACUAUAUGUUUCACACUAGCGAAGGUAUCGACGCCAUAAUUAGGAACUCCUAUAUGCUGGUGCUUUGGUUCAAUACGUUAUUGAGAGCUUAUUUGUUGCUGUACGAUCGGGAGAAGUACGAACGGCUGUUGAGUGAUCUAGAAAAAUUUUACUAUGACCUGAAGAAAACAAAGGAUUCCUACAUACAAGAUCUACUUACCGAGGUCAACUCGACUGGAAAAUAUAUGGCGCGCGGUAAUCUCUUUCUUGGACUUCUAACCUGUUUUGGGUUCGCUUUCUAUCCACUCUUUACUACCGAAAGAGUUUUACCUUUUGGUAGCAUGAUUCCAGGCAUUAACGAGUACAAGAGUCCUUUCUACGAGUUUUGGUACAUUUAUCAGAUGAUAAUCACACCCAUGGGCUGUUGCAUGUACAUCCCUUAUACAAGUCUGAUAGUGGCUCUGAUUAUGUUUAGUAUUGUGAUGUGCAAAGCUUUGCAAUUUCGUUUGAAAACUUUGCAUCGUGUGCGGCAUAUUGAUGGAUUGAUUCACAAAAAUGUUAAGGAAUGUAUUCAAUAUCAGCUAAACAUUAUAAACUACAUCGGUCGAGUGAAUGAUUUGACAACCUACAUUUUUCUUUUGGAAUUUCUUGCUUUUGGUACUCUUUUGUGUGCGCUGCUUUUCUUAUUAAUUAUUGUAAGUAUUAGUUUAAUUUUAAACCAAUUCAUAAAUAUCAAGAAAAUUACUUAUUUCAUCAAAAUUUUGUUGCAGGUGGACUCAACAGCCCAGACGGUUAUUGUUUGUGCUUAUAUUACAAUGAUAUUUGCACAAAUUUUGUCCUUGUAUUGGUAUGCAAAUGAACUUCGGGAACAGAAUCUUGCCAUCGCUGCUGCUGCUUACGAUACUGAAUGGUUUACAUUUCCAAUAGCGGUGCAGAAGCAUAUUCUCUUGAUGAUACUGCGAGCUCAGAAGCCGCCAGCGAUAAUGGUGGGACAUAUUCAUCCUAUUUCGUUGGAGCUAUUUCAAUCUCUACUCAAUGCUUCUUAUACUUACUUUACAUUGUUGAAACGAGUUUACACUUAAGGUUUCCAAAUAUUCGUGUUAACUACGAAUUAUGCUACGUAGUUUUUUUUUAUAGUAACUGAAUGAUAAGAUAGCACAAUGAGAAUUCACUAGGCUUGCCCUAUUUUUUUUUUAUUUAUGCACGCCUAAACUAUAUAAAAUACUUUUACGAUUUGGCUUUUAAUUUAAUUUUUAUUUCGAAUUCAUCUUACCUUCAAUAGAUAUUUUCAUUUUCAACAACUUUUACUUUUUCAGAUAAAUAAAGGUAUAUAUUGUAUGAAUACAUUAAUAUUAAUUAUUUUCUCCCAUGUUAUAAACAAAGUUUAGUCAAAGUCUUAAAUUUUUUUUAUGUUUAUUUAAUAUACUUAGGCAUAUGCUUCUUUUAUAUAAUUGAUUUUAAUUAAAAUCUACUUUGAAGUAUUACAUUUGGUUUUUAGCUUAUUGCAAGGUGCUAAGUUACGUAUACAUAGACAUAUGUAUGUAGGUUUGUAUCAAUAAAUCUUCUGAAAUAUAAUUAUUUAAUAAUUAAACAGUAUUUCGUUUCGUUCGUACAAACAGUAUUGCAAUUAUUUUGCGUCAUUUUGCGUAAAAUCUAAAGCUAAAGUAAAUGAGGCUAAUUUUAGUUAUUGAAUAUAAAAUUAAAACAUAAAAACACGUUGCACAUAAAAAUGCAUUGCGACUGCUAAACAAUGCAUGAGUGUAUUAAAAUAAUUAGAUCAAUGUGCAAGCUGGCAUUGCGAAACUAUUAAUUUUUCACCGUUGAAAAAAAUUUUUUUGGGUGCCUAUGGACACCGCGAUCCAAACAUAUAUACCUGCAUAUGUAUAAGGGAAAUAGUAAUAAAAUGUAUAUUAGAUAAAUAUUAAUCUAUAAUUCAUUUUAAUGCAAAAAAUGAGAAAAAGUGUGUAUACGGGCUUUUCCAAAAUUAGAAAAAAAAAAUUAAAAAUUAGGAAUUUUGAUAGAUGGGUUCCAGAGAAAUAUUUCGCACUAAUGUUGUCACUGUUGUAACAACAUGCAAACUCCCCCAAUUUGCGGAAUGUUGCUGAAGUGACCGAUAGUCGCGCAGUUAAUCAA